Neogale vison (American mink) is the source of this 1545-nucleotide messenger RNA. It is a transcript of the gene PRSS38, whose product is annotated as serine protease 38. Lineage: Eukaryota; Metazoa; Chordata; Mammalia; Carnivora; Mustelidae. The coding region runs from base 1 to 1545 and encodes 514 amino acids. Gene Ontology annotation, molecular function: serine-type endopeptidase activity. The transcript is spliced from 7 exons. Gene Ontology annotation, biological process: proteolysis. The record is from RefSeq and is a predicted model, not a curated record.
AUGGGGCAGCAAGGGAGCAAGGUUCCCGGAAGCUCGCUGCUCACGACUGGACAGACUCGCAUCUUCCCGCCUGCACCACCUGCAAAGCCGCCAGCCCCGGGCCACCGGCACCACCGGUGUCAGGCAAGACGUCCCCGAGGAGCUGCAUGGGUGACCCGGAGUGAGCGCGCUUCAGCGGAGCUGGCCACGGCCGGCCGCUCUGGCAGCACAGCGGCGCCACUGCCCACAGCCCCAACGGAGAGGAAGCCCGCGGAACUUGGAGCAAGGGCGGGCGGAAGGGGCCAAUCGGCACCCCACCGGUGGUGGGACAGCAGCCCGGCACCCAGGGGCCUGCACGACAGUGGCAUCCAGGUGUCACGUGCCCUGCCCAGUGUCACGUGUCCUGCGCCAUCCCGCCUUGCGGGUAUCACGUGCCUUGCGCCGUCGCGCCUUCUGGGUGUCCCGCUCCUGUGCCGUCGCGUGCUCCUCGCGUCGCACUCUGUUGUAGUCACUCGUGGUGGAGCUGCGUGCCACCACAAGCUGGCGGGCUCGCUUCACAGCACCGUCCCCCUCAUGGCCGCCCCCCGGUCAGACUCACGCGCCGCGCCUGGGGCAUCCCCACCCGCGGCCCCGCGCCUGCUCCUGCUCCUGCUCCUUCUGCCCCCCGCCCCGGCUGCAGCCAUGGCCCACAGACGCCCCCGGAGCCAGAGCGGCGCCUGGAGCCCCGACGUGGCCUGUGGCCAUCGUUACAUACAGGGGAAGAUUUUGGGGGGCGCGGAUGCCCUGGAGCGGAGGUGGCCAUGGCAGGUCAGCGUGCACUACGGAGGCUUCCACGUCUGCGGAGGGUCCAUCAUUGAUGAGUACUGGGUCCUCUCAGCUGCCCACUGCUUCAACAGGGACAAGAACAUGGAGGCAUUUGACAUAUACGUGGGGCUGGUGGACCUCAGGUUUGCGGGCAAUCACACCCAGUGGUUUGAGGUCAACAAGGUGAUCGUGCACCCCACCUAUGAAGUGUACCACCCUGUGGGAGGCGACGUGGCCCUGGUGCAGUUGAAGUCCCGCAUCGUGUUUUCUGACUCUGUGCUCCCAGUGUGCAUCGCAUCCCCAGAUGUGAACCUUCACAAUGCCACUUGCUGGUCUACAGGGUGGGGACUCGUCUCCCCACAAGGCCAUGUCCCCAACAAGCUGCAGGAGGUACAGAUACCUCUGAUCUCAUUGCCCCUGUGCCGGCUGCUCUACGGACACCUGUCGUACAUCAUGCCGGACAUGCUGUGUGCCGGGGACAUCAGGGACAUGAGGACCGUGUGCGAGGGCGACUCUGGGGGUCCACUCGUCUGUGAAUUCAACCACACCUGGCUGCAGGUUGGCAUAGUGAGCUGGGGCCGUGGGUGCGUGUACCCCAUGUACCCUGCAGUCUACGCCCGCGUCUCCUACUUCUCCAAAUGGAUCCGCUACCACAUGGAGCACACACCCCCGCCUUCUCAGCCACUCCCCGCCCUCGCCCGCGUGCUGGGGGUCUCCGUCAGCGUCCUUGCGGCCCUGCUGGCUGUCCUGCCCAUGUUGUGA